Molecule: messenger RNA, 2244 nt
Organism: Fonsecaea nubica
Lineage: Eukaryota; Fungi; Ascomycota; Eurotiomycetes; Chaetothyriales; Herpotrichiellaceae
Exons: 1
Coding region: 1-2244 (747 amino acids)
Source: RefSeq, a predicted model, not a curated record
AUGGCUUCUACGAAUCCUUUCUGGUCAUUUGUCACCCCGUUCACGGACGGCAUGCCCCAUGCCCUUUCGAGACGAGUGAGCUCUGUCCCAGACCAUGACGAUCACAUACGGACGUCUUCCGCUGAUGGAGCUCGAAUCUAUACCCAAACAACACCUGACUCAGCAUGGUCCCAGGCGUCAUUCGAAGAAGUGGACUUUACCUACAAUCCCUCUAAGAGCAAGAAUACGGCGCGCGUGGACGAUGCUGCCUCCGUCCGGCCUGGCAGUUGGCCCCUGACUGAAAAAUACUAUGCGCUCUCAUCUGCAACCCAUGAUCUAAGAUGCCCAAGAUGGACGCUCUGGAAAGCUCUUCUUCUUCCUACCUCGACCAUCAUCCUGCCAAUGGCCUUCCUUGUUGCCGGGCUUCUAGCGCUCAUCUUCGGCUACCGGGUCAGAUCCGAAGACAGCUUGUUUGAAGAAGUGUCCAACUCUCACGUCUUGAGUGACCGGGCUGUUGUCUUGGUCAAUUAUUCAGCAACUCGGAUCGCAUUUGUCGCUUCAUGGGCGUCGACGCUUGCCCCUCUCCUUGCUAGCUUCAUCAUGAACCUGUCCAGUUUCCAGUCUGCUCUCCUCAUGUAUACCUCCUCCACAAGCCCGCAACAACAGGACCUUCCAACCCCAUACCAGUACACCCUCCUUGUCGGCCUUUGCUUAGCUUCAAUUGGCAGACUGGGAAGAUACUUCUCCUACGCGAAAGAGGAUGGAGUCAUCAUACCUCCGGCCCUCCGGCGCGCUGCGCAGACUCUUACAUUGACCCUUGUCCUUGCCUGCAUCGUCUUCGGUGCUGACACUGCCCUUCACUACACAACUUCAACCAUCAACUUCGACCAAAUAUCUGUCUCACCUCUGUCCCAUUCCUAUGGGUACGGCUUAUCGUCUACUUGUCUUGCCCUCAACCGCAGCGACAACUUUGGGCUACCAUGCUCCCGUAACGGACAACUCGCCGCGGCGGAUUACAACGCCUACGUCGCAAGCCAGAACGAGAUCUUCUAUCUUCAGCACGGCAUAUCCAAUGUCAGUGAAGUUCGUCUCGUCGAUAUACCAUCAGACGGACCAGCAAACGUCACGUCAUCCGGCGCCGCCAAGGUGGCUCUUCUCAUCCCUCGCAGCACUGGUUUGUCUCCUUUCCGUGACUUCCAAGCGUACACAACUGGUGUAAUCACGACCUGCGAACCCAUUAGCAACCUCUGCAACUGGACAAGUGGUGGUCCGGGAAAUUACUAUAGCCAGUUCAACUGCAGCGAGAACUUUUGGGGAGUGCUAGGAAAGUCUCCCAAUGUCAGCGACACUGGCAUGCUCGUCGACGAUAGUUCUGUGCCGCCUUUGGGAUUCAAGCGCGGUGCGGCCUUGCAAUACUCAUUCUAUAUGGACAAAGGACUGAGCAUUAACUAUGACUCGUCUGGCAGCCUGGGCCCGUUUGUGCCCGACUCGGAGCUCAUUAACCCUGUAUAUGUCGGGGUCGCAGCACGUUUUCAGUCGACUGCCCAACGGGCUGGUGUGAAUAUGUCCUCCGAUCCAGGGAUCUAUCAGGGUCCCACGCCUUACCUUGACUUCACGCUUCGAUGCAAGUACACUACGUAUCUUGUCGACUACAACUGGGUCAACUCUUCAGCCAAAGUAAAUUCGCUGACUCCUUCCCCAAAUGGCACAAUUGCUGAGGUUUUCCACGGGUAUAACAUCUACGGCAGUUAUGACAGCUUUGACAAUGAUCUCCAGGACUCCAUGCUCGCGGCAGCACUACAGUCCAACCUGAAGCAACUUGCUGAUACGUUCGCCAACAGCUAUUCGUCGCGCGUGAUGAGUGUGAUUGGCCCAUUCCUGUCCUCACGCACCAAUCUGCAAGAACAGACGCGUACGCCAUUGCUUGUGGCCAAAGUCCCCAAAGCGCCGCUGGCGAUCCUCAUCGCGGGUUGCUUGUGCUAUAUCGUCUUUGGCGUUGUCAGUGCUACAUUGGCAUACGGUGCGUUGAGGGUCGUGGAUGUACGGGACCUGGCGUUUCGAUUCAGCCUGCCUGCUCUGGGGCUACACGCUUUCCGAGACGAUAAUACUGAGAGGGACGCCGUGGACGUGGACACAAUCCGGACAGGGAACGGGGUCGAAGAGGAGCGCAGGGUGUUUAACGAGACGAAAAUCACGCGCGAGACUAUGAGGGUCGCGGUCGAAGGCGAGCCCAGGACCGGCUUCGUCUUGAAGAGCCUGGUCUAG